Messenger RNA from Alternaria hordeiaustralica, 1902 nucleotides. RefSeq lists its product as uncharacterized. The record is from RefSeq and is a predicted model, not a curated record. Lineage: Eukaryota; Fungi; Ascomycota; Dothideomycetes; Pleosporales; Pleosporaceae. Bases 1 to 1902 code for a protein of 633 amino acids. The transcript has 3 exons.
AUGGCGACUUCGAGCGACCAGGCCACUCAUCUAGACAUCGCGUCGCCCUCGGAUAUCAAGGCAGUUGCUGCGCAUACAGAGACACACGAUGCAGAGAUCCAUAAUCGAGAGAACACAUUGGACUUUGAUCCUUCGCCUGUCAUGUCCAAAAAGUCUGCGCCCGACGUCGAGAAGCCAAUUGGUACCCAAGAGCAAGUUGCUAUCGAAGAUUCGACAGAUGUCAAGACCGCGACUCUCGGUUCCCCCUUCCCCUCACCCAAGCUGGUUGCCGAAGACGACAAGAGUGUUGCCUCUCUUGAAGAUGGAGAGAUCAUAGAGCCAGACCUUGACGGGGCAGUCGGAGCGAGCUCUGUGACGGUGCAAGAGCAACAAGAGCAAAUUGACGAGAAGGCGGAGUCGAAGCUUGCAUCUCAAAUCGCCAAGAAGGAAGCUCCUCUGACAUCGCCCCCUGGGCUGCAUGCCGAGGCCACUAAGGCCGACGUUGACACCGGGAACGAGGACAGCGACUUCAAGACCGACACAGACGCGCACAUCGAGGCACCGAAGCCUUCGAGGCCAGCUCACAGUCUACCCCCACACAUGCGUCCUGACUUCCAGUCGCCUGCAUCCCGCCUCUUCGGCCUUCCAGACCCGAGGCACAUGAUGUCGCCAAACGAGGUCAACCGAUUCAACGAUGCCCCACGCGCCCCACGCUCCCACUUCAAUUCCCACGGAUCCCGAGGAGGUGACCACGGCGAUCGCGAGCAAAUCGUCCGUAUGAACGCACAAGUCAUGAAGCUAAAGAACGAACUCGAUACCGAGCGAAACAAGGGCGUGCGUCUCCGCAAGUCUAUCGAAGCUGAGCAGCAACAGAAAGUCGAAGCAGCUUCAUCCGUCAUGUUAACGAACCUUCUCCGCGAUCAAGCCACAACCCUGACGCUCAAGUCCAAAGUCGAAGCCCGAGAGCGCGACCUCGAUGACCGCGAGCAUAAGAUCACACAGUUCGAAGUCUACCUCACCGAAGGCCAGAAGCAGCUCAUGUACGCGCUAGAAGAGAACGGCGAUAGACCGAUGAGCGCUGUGCAAAUGGAACAUGCCCGCCGCGAAGCUGAACUCCAUGCGCAGAAAGCCAUGGCUGAUAUGAACAGUAAACUCAACAUCAAGAUCGAAGCCCUCCGUCUCCGCGAAGCAGCCCAACAGAUGCGCGAACAGAACUGGAAAGCCAUUGCCCGCGAGCAACUCGAAGCUGAAUUCGCUGACAACUCCAUCAGCCAUGAGAAGGCUGAUGAGGUUGCGGAGGAGGCGUAUAACGAUGGGUUUGGUGCGGGUAAAGAGGCGGGUCGUAAAGAGGCACUCAAGGAGUCUCACCAGCGCGGUUUCCUAGAGGGAUAUGGUGCUUGUCAUCGUACGCAGGUCGCUCUGAGUAAGAUGCGCCAGGGCCUUAUUGCGCGGGAUGAUCCUGAACUGGACUUCCUGUAUGACGCCAAUCAUCCUCACAACCUCUACACCAUCGGUUCUCUUCUCGGUCGCAUGGAAACUGAGAACAGCAAUCAACAGAAUACGAAGGCUGUUGGUCAGAAGGAGAUCGUUGCUGGGAAGAGCACCCCCGUUCCUGAUAGGAAGAUCGAAUCUGCCGAGGAGACUCCGAGGACGGAUGGCAAGGUCAACGGCCACCACAGCGGUCAUACCAAUGGCCAUACCAACGGACAUGACAAUGGUACCAUGAUCCACAAGCGCGAAGAACCCGCCAUCAAGAUGCCUCCGCCCCGCCCUACCUUCGCCGCCGAACUCCGCGGCCCCUCGCUGACACACAACGGACACAUCGUCCUCGCUAACAGCGUCGCGUCGCCUGUUGCUAAGGAGACUGGUCGUCCCAUCAUCAAGUAUGAAGAUGAGGGUGUGAACUUGAUUGAUCUCAUGUAA